Drosophila gunungcola (fruit fly) is the source of this 3189-nucleotide messenger RNA. RefSeq lists its product as uncharacterized. Bases 2414 to 3157 code for a protein of 247 amino acids. The transcript has 6 exons. The record is from RefSeq and is a predicted model, not a curated record. Lineage: Eukaryota; Metazoa; Arthropoda; Insecta; Diptera; Drosophilidae.
UUCUUCUCCAGUGCUCAGACUUCCCCAUCAAUUAUAUGGUUUUGAUAAAUACCACAUACAUACCUGUUCCUUUAAUAUCUCACCGCAUUGUUAAUGAACAACUUCAAUACCUAAACUAAAUUAUACACUACUGCAACGGCAGCCUUGAGAAAACCGGGAAGGUAACGAAAAAUUCACCUGUCCACACGGAUUUCUAACUUUUAAUACAUAAAUUAAGGCUUAAAGCCGAAAUGUGGAGGGAAAAAAGAAACAAAAAAAAAAAAAAAAAACUCAAAGCAAUCCACAGCAUUAAAAAGAUAAAGACCUGCCCGGGCAUUGAGAUAUUCCACCUGCAGUCGCGUCGCAUAUCCCCAGUCCCAGAUCAACAACAUAUAAUAAUCCCAUCAGCAUUUUUGGAUACGCUUUGCAAAUGAAUUGUAGAGCGGCGGCAUUCCCAACCAAAAACCGGACUCGAAGCGUGGAUAAUAAUAAUGUGGAACCAAAAAUGAGCUCGGUUCGCGCUGACGACUGUAGACUGUAGACUGUAGAUCGUUGACUGGUCAGUGAAGGUUCUGCAUUUGCACCUGCAUCGGAUCGGAACUUUGAUGGGCCUUGCGUGGCAUGGCUUAUAAUUAAAUUGGACUUGUGGAUACAAUUUGAUAUCCUCGCCGAUGUGCUCCAUAAAACAUAUGAGCGCACGAAGAUUACAUAAUGGUUUCGUUAUUAAAUGACUUACAUUUACAUUCUAAAAGGUGUGCUAGAUGGAACUGCGCCCAUGCUGAACAAAUUGAAAAUGCAGUUAUCAUUUCCCAAAUCAUUUGCCGCGUACAUUAUUCGCCAAACUGAAAUAUUAAAACACCGGGAUGCAUAUCACUUCCGCCUGCUGCAAAUAAAAAAGGAAUAUUUCUCAAAAAACAAAGGCUUAAAAAAUCGAAACACGGAGAAAAGACAGCCAGGAAAAACGAAGCGAAAAAAUCUGUUGGCAAAAGGUGCACACAACAAGCGGAUGUAAAUGUGCCCAGCUGCAUGCCAAAAACUGCAAUUGUCAUCAAUACGAGCUGGGAUUCGGGGCGGUACACAAAGCCAAUUCAUAAAACAAAAGCAAGAGCGGAAAGUGAAUUUCAAUAACGGAUGUAAAUAAACCACAUGAGAUCGAUUACCUCCCCAGCGUGCGGGUGAGGUGAGGUGAGGUGAGUCCUGCUGUCAGGAUAACAGAUGCAGGAAAGGGCACCGACUGCAGGUUCAGCUCACAGCCCACAGUAAUAAAGCAUCCACAAUAUCAGUUAACUCAGAGCGGGAGGAUGGCAAAAAAGAAUCAUAGCGCUCGAAAAAAAGCACAAGCCAGAAACAUCUGUCCUUUCUUUCAAGGAGUAAGAAAAAACCAGCAGGUUUUAAAUUUAUUUAAGUCAGCAGCAGAAGAAAAAACCGAAAAUGUAUACACAUUGUAGUUAUGCAAAAACAUCUGUCCACGCUUAAAGGAAAAAUAAAAAAAUCCGGCAAGUUUAAAAUGUACUUAAGCAAGAAGGAGGAGGAAAUACGGCGAGCGAGGAGCAGAUACAUAUGCGAUGAGGAAGCAGCCGCGGGCCUUGGUCAUCCGAAUACAAAAGCCCAUUAAGGUAUAGCACCUGGACCGAUGAUCACCUCGUUUGGGCCCUCGAGGGAGUCAGUGGAAUUUCGGACAAGAGUGGAGUACCAAGCCGAGUAAAGAGUCCCAUAAAUGUGUCGAUAUUAUUACGGUAAACAGUCUGAUGCCUUUUAAAUUCAAUUUUAAACUCAUCUCGCGCUCUCUAAUUGGACCCUUUGCGAAAGCGGAUCCCCGGCGAAUAAUGAGGCUUGUCAUCAGGGCAAGUGAUUCCCGAAUGAAUGCGGCUUAUUGAAAAUCCAUCAAAAUAUUUAAUCUUCUGCUUCCAAGGGAUCCCUGACGUGGAAAGACCAGAAAGCAGUGUGCCAGACCAAGACCCAAAACCAAGACCACACCCAAGUAAAAUUCCCAGCGAAAGGCAACCAUCUUAGGCCAAGCUCUAAGCCAACUAAAUGCACUUUGCAAAAGUUGCAUGUUGCCCCAACAAUGGGCGUCAGAAUUGGCAAAUCCGCUAAUAAAUGGGUGAGAAGUGGCUUACGGUACUGCCGCGGCUAAGAAAAGAAAACCGGAAUGUGCAAGAUUUACACGGUUACCACUUGACCCCGUCUUCAACCGAUCGCCGUUGUCUAUCCCGACAGGUGCUAAUUGCUAGAAUGUGUAACAUUCUCGGGCGAGAAAGUCAUCUUGGAUCGAUUGAUGAAGCCGUUUUUAUUGAGAAUUCCAAAAUGAAAUGUUCGUGAGCCAGAAAAAGAACGCCAAGAACAUGGAUUAGUAGCUUAAGGCCUGAGCUGGCAUAAACACGCACUGAGAUUCGCUCGGGCGUAGAUAAAAAAUAAAAUAAAAAACAAAGAAAUGAAACUACGUAUAGUAAUUAUAGUGGUUACUUGCCUGCUCGCCCAGGGGCUGGCCACCCUGGGCAGUCUGUCCAAGCAUCAGAGGAGCAAGAGAGCUCCCAUUCCCUGGCUUAUAUACCCCACCACAUCACCCACCAGAGUUAUGUUCAUUGGCGGCAUAGGUAUUCCGCUGGAGGAUCUCAACUAUGAGGCGGUUACCACCGGCUAUGUCUUGAAGGUGGAGUACUGGCUGCCCACCGAACCGGAUGAGCUGAGGACACCCACAGCACUGCCCCUCACCCAAGUGGCCACGCCUGGAAUCACUGGAGCCAGAAGGCAGAGGAAACCCAUGUUCGAGAACUUCCUUGUGGGAGUGGAUGAACUGGGCAAGAACACCAGGAAGCUGCUGACCAGGACCAAUAAGGUUUUAAGUAGCUAUCGCUGGACAGUCUACAAGGGACUGGAGGGAUUGGCCGAUCGUCUGGGAUACCAGGGCAGGAUUUGUGUGCUGAAGAGCAUUUGCGAGGCGGCCGAGGAGCCAUUUCAUUACACAAAUGGUCUCUUUGCGGAUCUUUUGCACAUAUUACUAACACCCUCCACCUCAGUGGACAAGUUAUCAGAACAUGCGGAUAACGAGUAUUACUAUGCCGAAAAGGUGGGACAAUCAGGGGCUGGUUGUGAUCGCGUCUUCAAGGAGUGUCGACUGAGUCUACUGCAACACUUCAGCGAACUCCAUCACAAUCUGGACAAGAUCUUAUUCUGAGCAAAUAAAAAAAGACUUAAAUGAUACCAAAA